Molecule: messenger RNA, 543 nt
Organism: Trichomonas vaginalis G3
Lineage: Eukaryota; Parabasalia; Trichomonadida; Trichomonadidae
Exons: 1
Coding region: 1-543 (180 amino acids)
Source: RefSeq, a predicted model, not a curated record
AUGAGGUAUAAAUAUAAUGAUAAAGAAUAUUUAAUUUCAUGGAAUCAAUGGAGUCAUAAUCAAAGACCUCAUAAACGAGAAGAAGAAAUUGAAAAUAAUGAAAUGGAAAUCAUUGAUGACAUUAAAGAGGAUGGAAUUCCUAAAUUUUGUAGAAAAACCUUUAGAACUCAGUUAGGAGCAUAUAAACGUAGAGUAUUAAAUCCUGAAUAUCUUAAACAUAUAUUUAAAAAGGAAGACUGUGAAUUAUUAAACGUUAAUGAAUAUGAAAAUGCUAAAUCAAAACUGAGAUAUAAAUAUAUUGGAAGUGAUUUUAAAAAGAUUGCACAAAAAAUGAAAGGAGUUAGUUUACGACAAAAUAAACAAUUAACACCUAAAAAUUAUUUGGAUAUAAUAAAUGAUAAAGUGAUAUUUGAUGGUCAGAAUAUUAAUUUACAACUUAAAAACGGGUCAAUGACUCGCUUAACAAUCGGUAAGACUGCAUUAACAGGAGCACACACUAAGGCUGUAUGUUGUGAAAAUGGAUGUUGUAUGCCAUUUAUUUAA